GUGAAGGAAAAAGGAGUGCUCACUGGCAAGGGAGAGAGAGAGAGAGAGAGAGAGAGAGUGGGUGGGGGUGAGUGGGAGAGGAAGAAUGAGGAAGACGAUCCUCCCUCUCUCCACUCCGGUUCCAAGCCGAGCACACAUGCGGGCUGUGCUGAUGAGGCUCCGCCGCCGCGGUCAUUCAGGUCGCUCCGGGGCCGCUCCAUGGAAACACGCCGACCACGCUCCCGCCACCAACAACAGAUAAACAAACAAACAAAAGAGGAAGCCGCGGCAAGAAGAAGAAGAAGAAAAAAGUGCCCGUGUGCAUGGGAAUCCGGACUGGUCUGCCUCCCCUCCACCACCACCACCACCACCACCACCACCUCCUCCUCCUCCUCCUCCUCCUCCUCCUCCUCCGACUUGUGUGCGCCUUCGCUCGGGGGCUCCGUCCGCCGCCUCGGUGGUUAUAAGAGGAGCUCCACUCGGCUCACCUCCACUCCAAUCACCUCAACAGCUCCCACGGAAGGUUCAACGACCUCAUUGAUCGUCACCUCACGUCUCUGAUCCGGACGUCAACAUGGCUCUGAGGCUGUCAGUCAUCUCCCUCGUGCUGCUUGUCAGACUUCAGCCUUUGCUGGCCGGCGCUCCCCCCGAGCCUAGCUUAGGCGGCUCAGUGUCGGUGGUGUCCGCCAAUAAGACGGACUGCAGCAAGGCGGCGGAAUGCUCGCCCGGUGUCAUGCUGCCCGUGUGGGAGCCGAUGAACCCGUCUUUUGGCGACAAAGUGGCCCGGGCGACCGUGUACUUUGUAGCUCUGGUGUACAUGUUCCUGGGCGUGUCCAUCAUCGCUGAUCGCUUCAUGGCAUCUAUCGAGGUCAUCACCUCCCAGGAGAAGGAGAUCACCAUCAAGAAACCCAACGGCGAAACCAGUACCACCACGGUGCGCAUCUGGAACGAGACGGUGUCCAACCUCACUCUCAUGGCUCUGGGCUCCUCGGCUCCGGAGAUCCUGCUGUCCGUCAUCGAGGUGAUGGGCCACGGUUUCAACGCCGGGACCCUGGGCCCCUCCACCAUUGUGGGCUCAGCAGCCUUCAACAUGUUCGUCAUUAUCGGGAUUUGCGUUUGGGUGGUGCCCGACGGCGAGACCAGGAAGGUGAAGCACCUGCGGGUGUUCUUCGUCACCGCGUCCUGGAGCAUCUUUGCCUACAUCUGGCUCUACCUGAUCCUGUCGGUCAUCUCGCCCGGCGUGGUUCAGGUGUGGGAGGCCCUGCUCACCUUCUUCUAUUUCCCCAUCUGCGUUGUAUUCGCUUGGAUAGCCGACCGCCGCCUGCUCUUCUACAAGUACGUGUACAAGCGCUACAGGACGGGCAAGCAGCGUGGCAUGAUUAUCGAGACCGAAGGCGACCGGCCGCUUCCUUCUAAGGUGGACAUCGAGAUGGACGGCAAGAUGCUCAACUCUCACGGCGUGGACUUCCUGGACGGCCCGCUGGGUUUGGAUAUCGACGAGAAGGACCUGGAUGAGGAGGAGACCCGCAGAGACAUGGCCAAGAUUCUCAAGGAGCUCAAGCAGAAGCACCCUGACAAAGAGGUGGAGCAGCUAAUAGAGCUGGCCAACUAUCAGGUCCUGAGCCAGCAGCAGAAGAGUCGGGCUUUCUAUCGGUGCCAGGCCACCCGACUCAUGACGGGCGCGGGCAACAUCUUGAAGAAGCACGCCGCCGACCAGGCGCGCAAGGCUGUGAGCAUGCACGAGGUGCGCUCCGACGCCGGCGACAACGACCCCGUCUCCAAGGUGUUCUUUGAACCCGCCACCUACCAAUGCCUGGAGAACUGCGGCACAGUGGCGGUGAAUGUCCUGCGGCGCGGCGGCGACCUGACCAAGACCAUUUCUGUGGAGUACCGGACCGAGGACGGGACGGCCAACGCUGGCUCAGACUACGAGUUCACUGAGGGCGUGGUGGUGUUCAAACCUGGCGAGACAGCCAAGGAGAUCCGCGUGGGAAUCAUUGACGAUGACAUCUUCGAGGAGGAUGAGAACUUCCUGAUCCACCUGUCCAACGUUAAAGUUCUGGCCUCAGAGGGCGAGGAGCCCACGGAGGAUGAGUCAGCCAACCACGUGGACUCUGUGGCCUGUCUGGGCCUGCCAGCCACGGCCACCGUUACCAUCUUCGACGACGACCACGCAGGUAUCUUCACGUUCGAGGAGCCCGUGUUCCACGUGAGCGAGAGCGUGGGCACCAUGGAGGUGAAGGUGCUGAGGACGUCGGGCGCCCGCGGUUUGGUCACACUGCCCUACAAGACGGUGGAGGGCACGGCGCGGGGCGGCGGCGAGGACUUUGAGGACGUGCACGGUGUGCUAGAGUUCCAGAACGACGAGAUCUUGAAGAGCAUAACGGUUAGGAUCUUAGACCGUGAGGAGUACAAUAAGCAGUCCUCCUUCUACAUUCUGCUUCAAGCCCCCCAGUGGAGGAGAUGCAACAGGACAGAUUGGACAGAGGAGAAGCAGAAGCAGGAGGAAGCGGAGGAAGUUGCAGAGGAAGAAAAGGCCCUGACGGGGAAGGACGAGGAGGAGAGGCGCAUCGCCGAGAUGGGUCGGCCCAUGCUGGGAGAUCACGUCAAACUGGAGGUGGUCAUCGAAGAAUCCUACGAGUUCAAGAACACCGUUGACAAACUGAUAAAGAAGACCAAUCUGGCUCUGCUGGUGGGGACUAACAGCUGGAGAGACCAGUUCAUAGAGGCCAUCACUGUGAGCGCAGGCGAGGACGACGACGACGACGAGUGCGGCGAGGAGAAGCUGCCGUCUUGCUUCGACUACGUGAUGCACUUCCUCACCGUCUUCUGGAAAGUCCUGUUCGCCUUCGUGCCGCCCACCGACUACUGGAACGGCUGGGCGUGCUUCGUCGUGUCCAUCUGCAUGAUCGGACUGCUCACCGCCGUCAUCGGCGACCUGGCGUCUCACUUCGGCUGCACGGUGGGCCUGAAGGACUCGGUCACCGCCGUGGUGUUUGUCGCGUUGGGAACGUCGGUACCAGACACGUUUGCCAGCAAGGUGGCGGCCAUCCAGGAUCAGUACGCCGACGCCUCCAUUGGCAACGUGACGGGCUCGAAUGCCGUCAAUGUGUUCCUGGGCAUCGGGGUGGCGUGGUCCAUCGCCGCCAUCUACCACCAGAGCAACGGCAACGAGUUCCGGGUGGACCCGGGCAAGCUGGCCUUCUCCGUCACGCUCUUCACCAUCUUUGCCUUCAUCUGCGUCGCCAUGCUGAUGUACCGGCGGCGGCCCGAGAUCGGCGGCGAGCUGGGCGGGCCGCGGACUGCCAAGGUGCUGACCACCAUGCUGUUCGUCAGCCUGUGGCUCCUCUACAUCCUCUUCUCCUCGCUGGAAGCCUACUGCCACAUCCAGGGCUUCUAGGAUGGCGAAUAAGCCGGUCCAAGGGGGAUUUUUUUGGGGGGGGAGUUCAAGGCGGUCAGGUCGGCCUAUCAGUCCCUCCCUCCCUUUUUUUUUUUUUUGGCGGAUGAACUGACGGAAGAAUGGAUGAAGGAUUGGAAAAUGCGCCAGCGCGUCUAGAAACGGCAAGCGAAGGAAAUGUGGACACGGAAUCACAGGCACUUGAAUUUGAAUGCAUUUCUUGACUUAACUUAAAACAAAAGCCACUUCAAAAAAAAACCAAAAACAAACAAAAAAAAAAAAGGUCUUUAAAUUUGGCGUCCGUAGAGCUCACACAGCUGGUAGAAUUUUUAAGUGGUGCGACCGAGACUGAUUCGUUGUGUUUGUGAGUCCAUGCAUGAGCGGACCAUACUGACAACACGGCCACAGGAGAGCCAGUUUGUGUGUGUGUGUGUGUGUGUGUGUGGACAUCACCGCUGCUUAGGGACUUAAGUACCGAGUCGUCAAGUACUGUGAAAACAAACAGCCAACAACGACAAAAAAUUCUUCGCCUCUUUGUUUUUGCCGCGUGAGACUGAAAACGCUUUCGUUAAAGUAUCCGAUCCGUUUUUUUUUUGUUGUUGUUGUUUUUCCUUUGGCCUAUAGAAACGCUGAGUCGUCAUCCCUGAGACGUAAGUAAAGCUGAGCUUACUCGCGUUUUUCUUUCUUUUUUUUUUUUUUUUUUGAAUGCGGCUCACUGCGAAUGUUUUUCCCGGUUGCGCUCUCCUGGAUGUCUUUAUACUGUAGAAGGGGGUUAUGAAAAUGUGUGCUUAUACCUUUAAGAAGGCCUCGUCUGAUAGGACAACGUGGCCGCCGUACCGUUUAAAACUGUUAAGAGUAUUACGAGUGCAUAUAUAAAUAUAUAUAUAUAAAUAUAAAUAUAUAGAGAUUAAUUUUAUGUGUUUGUUUUCCACUAAUGUACAGUAGAUGUACAAAAAAAUACAAAAUAAAAUUUAGGUACCACUCUGUGAAACCUCAUGUUCCGACGCCUCGCCGCCAUUUCGUUUUCGCUUCACGUUUUUCAUGUACGUCUUAAACCGCAACCCCCCCCCCCCCCCCCCCCGAACAAUCAAUGAACCAUUCCAAAUCCUGAAGGGCUGACCUACAUUUACGACCACCUACCCUGAGCCACAAUUUGUCACCUUGCUCGUAGUUUCGUCUUUAAGGUACUCGAAUAAAAAAAAAAAAAAAAAAGUGUCGGUAAUUCUUGACCUUUGGAGUAUUUUGACUGAGCAAAAUGUAUUCAGAGAGCUGGGAACUGUUUCAUUUAUGGUGGCAGGGGGGCAUCAUAUGUCUCAUUUAAACUCCCUGUAAAGUGAAAAUAAAUGUAAAUUUGACACGCCGCAGAGAAGAGAGUUGUUGACAAAACUGCUAAAUUUAAAUUCUAUAAAAAAAAAAAAAAAAUGACCAAGUUAAUAAAAUGAAGAUUCAAAAUGGUGAAAAAUCAAUCUCUCGAACAACGUUCUUUUUUCUACCUUCUUUCCGUGACGUGCGUGCACUCACAGCCGACAACGAGGCACUCUAAAGCAGCCGCACCAGAGUGUGACGCCCCUGUCCAUAUGCUGGCUCUCAAGUUAGACUUUAAAAAAAUAAUAAUAAAAUCCCCCCUCCUUGCUCUUCUGCCUUUCUCUGCAUGACUUGGACGCACUCACAGCCAACAACGAGGCACUCUACAGUAGCCACGGUCACUGAAUUCACUUUACAGGGUCUUUAAAGGUAAUUGAAAGUAUUUUUCAUUCAGUUUUGUGGCAGAAACCGACGCACGCAAGGUCUUACGACUUGGCUUUUGGUUAUUUGUCUCGAUUGUUUCCAAGUUAAUAAUGAUCGUUGUCGUUGGCCAGAACUUUCCUGCUGAUAUCUUCUUUGACUUGCCAUAUCUUAUUUAAAAAAUGUAAUUUGCAAUUAGGUAGUUGGAAGCGUGGAGCCACUUGAAACCGAUUCAAACGCCCCUUGUGCGAAACUGGAGGCGAGCAAAGCCGUGGACCGGACGAGUUUGGCGAAAAUAUCUCAAAAUCAUGACUCUGGAAUGGCGCUCAUCUCCCUGAAUGACUGAAUUCAUACAUCGAUAAUGAUAAUAAUAACAAUAACAAUACUAUAGGCCCGACUCUUGCAUGAUGCACGACUUUUUUCCCCAUUUGGAGUUUUCCUCGAAGGCCUUCGAGUGGCAGUUUACCCCUGUUUUUUGUCAAAGGGAAAUAUUUCUAUGUGAAUAUUUGCUCUCCAAGUGACUGUACAAGGGUUUUUUUUCUAGCCGAAGAGAUCUUUUCUUAAAAACAAAAACAAACAAAAAACAACCAAAAAAAAGUCCAAUUUAUUCACCUUCUUAAAAGCUUGUUGAGAACCUAACCACGUUGAACAUUUCUGUAUGUAUUUGUCUCUUCACUGGCAUAGAGCUGAAGGUUUAUCCACUGUAAAAAAAAAAAAAAAGUGUGCUUAUCGGUGGAAGCUGUCACUUUUUGAGUAUCUUCAACUCUGUUAGCUUUGAGCGUGGCUCCACGUGGUUGGACUUACUGAAAACGUACACGCUUUCCCAAUUGUGUUGGAGCACAGGAAUGAAAAGCUUGUAGUCGCGUAUACGUAGCUGUUUGCAUCCAAUUAGGUAGCUAGCCUUUGUCUUUUAAUGGACAAUGAGAUCAUUUUGCGAUUGUUGUGUGACGCUUCUUCGAGCCCGACCAGGCUUGGACAGAUGCUCUGCUCGUGCUGCAUUCGAGACCACUGGGAGUUUGCGAAAUUUGAAAUAAAAGCGUUACUGAGAACAAAAAAAAACACACACACACACACACAACUGAUGACCAGGAAGAUCUACUAAAAAAUAUAUAUAUAUUUAUAUGUAGAUCUCCAAGUAACACCAUCAUGACCAACAUUAAAAUACAGUAGCUAGGAGGCCUAAGUGUUCAUUGGAAACGAGACAGAGGUUUUAUUUCUAAAAGGUAUUUUUAAUAUUAUACAUAGUAAGCCACUGUAACACUAUUCUAUUUGAACAUUAGCACGGCACCUAAAUAUAGAAAAAUACAAAAAUAAAAACCUACUUAAAUAAUGAUUCAAUUAAAAUUGAUUGCACAUAAAGAAGUUAAAUAGAAAUCAUACCUUAAUUUAAAAACAAAUACAUUUUGCUUUCUAUUUGGCUUUUUUUUUUUUAUGUCAACACAGAACAGUACCAAUGGUGACAAAAAGGGAAAUGUGUGACAAUGCCCUAAGAACCAGAAUUUGAACAUAUAGAAAUGGAGAACAUCUGUAUCGAAUUUGGCACCAGCCAAAUUAUGUACCUGACGUCAUAAGAAACAUGAUUAACACUACGAAUGCAUUUUGCUUUUUCUUUGGCUGUUUUUUUUUUUUUUUUUUUAAAUGAUGGCAACUAAGAAAAUUACGCCAAUAAUCCAAAAUCACAAAAUGGAACUGAUGUAGAAUACGUAUAAAAUGGCGUUCACAGGAAGCUUCGCAGUUUUCUCGAAGGCAGCAUUAGCCCGACCGAGCUAGCAGUGACGCUAACAGGGCAGAAAUGGACACUUUGUUUUUUUUCAAUGAAGGAAAAAUAUUUGCACUGACUUUGUGGCUUCUGUGAAAACGGCUUCUGCUGUUUUAUUUGUUUUGUCGAAGUUGCUUACAAUGUAAACAACCACGUUGCACCUAAUGUAAAAAAGAAAGAACAACACCGACAACAAAACGACGCCAUUUACCUCCUGGUUGACCUCCUGACUGAUUGAGCAACGGACGAAUGGACGGACAUGAACUGGGACGACGGCGUGAAAUGACGCGAAACAGAAAGCGGAGGUCGGGAGUGGGGAAUGAAGUUACAGCCAUAUUUCGUUGAUUUGUGGGUCAGCGAGCGUAUGUGUGUACCGUCCUGGUGUCUUAUCUGUCCUCGAUUGCUUUUGUCUUCUCCACUCGCGCAAAACUGAACGUAAGGCAACGGCCAGUUUGUCUAUCUGCAUCUCUCUCCACGUUUUUUUGGGAAUGUCGACGUGCUACUUGUGGACACAGUGCAUGAAUGCCACCGUGUGUGUACAUAGUCGAAUUAUAGAGAAUCGUAUCCCAUCAUCCCAAUUAAAAAACAAACCAAAAAAAAAAAAAAAAAGUCAGAAUGCUGUACAGAUGUUGCCGAAUGCUGAACAGGAUUUCUCUUCAUUGUCUUAAUUUAAACAAUGAUUUUGGAAGUAACUUGCACAUUACGGUGAAGGAAUAUUAGGGCCACACUCAACAGACAAAAAACAAUUAUUACAGACAAGAGAUUAAAGUUGUAUAUUUUCGACUAAAAAAGUGACACGUUUUUGAGGGGAAACAAAGUUGUAUUUUUUUUCUCCUAAAAUUAACUUUUUAUCUAGUACAUAUCGCUAGCCUAAUAACAUAAAGUAGUUGCCCAAGUCAUUUAUGAACAUUUUCGGAAAACAAGAAAAAAAAAACACAAUUAUUUGCCAGUACAUUGGUAUAGCAUAAAAUAAUGGCAAAGUAAUUUUCAAUUUAUACUAUCAACGUAUCAAUAAAAAAAAAAUAAAAAAUGCAAUGUCCUUCCUAAAAAUUGUGGUGUUUUUUUUUUUCUUGUUUUCUGAAAAUGCUCAAAUAUGAUUUAGGCUAAUGAUAUACAACUUUAUUCUGAUACAAUUACAACUUUUUUAAAAAUCGAGUGUUUUUUCUCGAAUGACUUUAAUCUUAAAAAAAAAAACUUUUAUCUCCAAAAUAAAGGACUUUUGAUCCCAAAAAUUACAUUGUAAUUUUAAUCCCAGAAUUAUGCAACUUCAUUAACCUAAAAUUACCACUUUAAUAUCCCAAAUAUACUUUUUGUAUCUUGAAAUUAUACAAAUUCAAACUUGAAAAUAUAUGACUAAUCUAGAAAAUACAGCUUUUCAUUUAGAAAAUGUACUUCUCAUAACUUUACAAUUUUUUUGGGAAAUUAUACAAAUUAUGAUUUUAAUCUAAAAAUUUGACUUUUUAUUUUAAAAAUUGACACUUUAUUUUCAUAGAAUUCCGACUUUAAUACUAGUAAAGUUGUAUCUGUGCUAGAUAAAAGUAUAUUUCUUUUUUAAAAUGUGUUUUAAGGGAAAGAAACGUAUAUUUUCUAGAGAAAAAAAGUUAAAUAUUUUCAAGAUCAAAUGGAUAAUGUUAUCAGAACAAAGGUUUUUUUUUCUUAAAAUAGACAACUUUUUUCACCUCAAAUUACAUCUUUAAUCUUGAAAAUGUACAACUUCUUAUCCAGAACAUAUAUGGUUUUAUUCUCAUAAAAUUAAAAUGUUGAGCAGAUUUUGUUUGAUUAUUAUUUAACUUGGCUCGUUAGAUCAAGCCUAAUUGAAACUUUUGAUCUAAAAAAAAAUGUUUUUAAAUUUAUCUUAAGCAUACAUGACUUCAUUGUCAUAAAAUGAUGCCUUUAAUCUUAAAAAUACAAAACUUUAUUCCCGUAGUCAUUUCAUUGCUUUUUUUUUUUUUUCAAGGUGGUCCUAAUACGCCUUCAUAUAUUACUGCUUUGUUUUGUCCUUUUCAAACAAAUGGAGCGGAAAAGGCAAUAUCUGCUGUGAUUGGACAAGAAAGACGGCUUGAUAGCCUACGUGACAUAAAAACUUAUGUUCUCGUGAAAGAAAUACUAUUGUGUGUAUACUGUAUAGUGUUAUUAAAAGAAAAUAAGCGCAGGUGGGCUUCAUCGCACGCCCUUGAGAGAAAUCAUUUAUUCGUGGCUUAAAGAAAGUGAAGUCAAGAAUGACACACAAUCCAGUUUUAUUGCCUUUUGGGGACAUGUUUGUUUUUUUUUCAACUUUCUUUGAAUUCCACACGGGGCAUUUCAGAUGAGAUUUUUUUUUUUUUUUGAAUUGAUUUUGUUUUUGUUGUUGGUGGUCUGCCUUCCCAUCAUGCUUUGCUCCAUCCACUUUUCUCUCACAGUUAGCAAAUCGAAUCGUGUUUGGUAACAUAGGGACGUUGUUUUUCGCCUCUGUCCUCUUUGUGUGUAAACGUGUUUUUUGUUGAAAGAUUCUUAAUAUUAUUUGUCAGAGACCAACGGGGAAAUUAUUUGUGUGUGUGCGCGUUUGUGUGUUCAUGCGCGCGUGUGUGUUGCCACUAACUGUGACUGCUCUCCAUGGUACUUCUGAUUAAAAAGCUAAUAAAAUAAAGUUUGGGAUACCCUGUUUCAGAGACA
Phyllopteryx taeniolatus (common seadragon) is the source of this 9512-nucleotide messenger RNA. It is a transcript of the gene slc8a1b, whose product is annotated as solute carrier family 8 member 1b. Gene Ontology annotation, cellular component: postsynapse; axon; sarcolemma. The transcript has 11 exons. Gene Ontology annotation, biological process: calcium ion import across plasma membrane; sodium ion transmembrane transport; cell communication. Gene Ontology annotation, molecular function: calcium:sodium antiporter activity. NCBI's taxonomy places the organism in Eukaryota, Metazoa, Chordata, Actinopteri, Syngnathiformes, Syngnathidae. The coding region runs from base 554 to 3379 and encodes 941 amino acids. The record is from RefSeq and is a predicted model, not a curated record.